Messenger RNA from Amaranthus tricolor (Joseph's coat), 2622 nucleotides. Its product is annotated as pentatricopeptide repeat-containing protein At2g41080-like. The record is from RefSeq and is a predicted model, not a curated record. Gene Ontology annotation, biological process: RNA modification. Gene Ontology annotation, molecular function: RNA binding; zinc ion binding; protein binding. NCBI's taxonomy places the organism in Eukaryota, Viridiplantae, Streptophyta, Magnoliopsida, Caryophyllales, Amaranthaceae.
AGCUAACUUAUUUGAGUAACUAAAACAAAAAAAAAAACCCAACACUUCCCACGGAUUAACAAAUCAAACUAAAAUUAAAACAUCCCCAAAUCUCAAAUAAAAUCCGCCAUUGUUUGUUUAGCGUCGAAGCUCAAGCUUAAGGGCAAUGUACCUGACGUUGUAUAUACUAACUUCUUUUCCUUUUUUAGGGUGCCCACCGGUCUCCAUAAUAAGAUCCGCCAUUAUUUGUUUGAAUUGGUACUAAGAAUUUUUCACUAGCAAUAGUUAACGAUGAACCUGGUUACAUGGACAAGCUCCAUUUGAGAUGGUUUUGCUCCGUUACCCAGAAGACUAACAGAAAAUCCUACAGUUGGUAUUGUUCUUUUUCUACUCAAACUUUGUACACCUCUUGCGUCAAAGAAAUAACUUAUCUUUGCUCAAAGGGAGCCAUCAAAGAAGCUUUCGAGAGGUUUAAAUCUCAAAUAUGGUCAGACCCGAAUCUUUUUUCUCAUUUAAUUCAUGGUUGUAUCUCUACAAAAUCCCUUUCAUGGGCAAAACAACUUCAUUCAUUGAUAAUCACUUCUGGGUGUUAUUUAGACAAGUUUACCAACAAUCAUUUGAUGAACAUGUAUGGAAAACUUGGGGAAUUAGAUACUGCUUUAGUUUUGUACAAUGUAAUGCCAAAGAAAAAUUUCAUGUCUAGUAAUAUUUUGAUUAAUUGUUAUGUUGGUAAUGGUGAUUUAGUGAGUGCCCACAAGGUGUUCGAUGAAAUGCCUGAACGAAAUGUUGCAUCUUGGAAUGCUAUUGUUACAGGGAUGAUACAACAUGAGUGUAAUGAGAAAGGAUUGGACUUGUUUUCAAGGAUGCAUCAGUUGGGUUUUAGUCCUGAUGAGUUUACAUUGAGCAGCGUGUUUCGAGGUUGUGCUGGUUUGAGAGCUUUGUUCUGUGGAAGGGAAGUACAUGCUUAUGCCAUAAAAAGUGGCCAUGAUCUGAGCUUGGUUGUUGGAAGUGCAUUAGCUAAUAUGUAUAUGAGGUGUAAAAGCUUGAAUGAGGGAGAGAAAAUCAUUCAAGGGAUGUCCAUUCAUAAUAUGGUGGCUUGCAAUACUCUUAUUGCUGGAAGAGUUCAAAAUGGGUACCCUGAGGGUGCUUUAGAGCAGUAUCAUUUGAUGAAAAAGUCGGGUUUUCACCCCGAUAAAAUCACAUUUGUUAGUGUCCUUAGUUCGUGCUCUGAACUCGCAACUCUCGGACAAGGGCAGCAAAUACACGCUGAAGUGAUAAAACGCCAGGCUACUUUAGCGGUCCCUGUAGUUAGUUCAUUGAUAAGCAUGUAUUCUAGAUGCGGAUGCUUGGAAGAUUCGAUCAAAGCUUUUAUGCAGCAUAAAGAUGCAGAUAUUAUCCUGUGGAGCUCUAUGAUUUCUGCUUACGGGUUCCAUGGAAAAGGCUAUGAAGCCCUUGAACUUUUCGAGCAAAUCGAGUGUAAAGGAUUGGAGGCGAAUGAAGUAACUUUCCUGUGUUUGCUAUAUGCUUGUAGUCAUUGUGGAUUAAAGGAUGAAGGGCUUGAAUACUUUGACCUAAUGGUAAAGAAAUACAGAUUAAAACCUAGUAUAGAGCAUUACACGUGUAUUGUCGACCUACUUGGUCGAUCUGGUUGUCUCGUGGAAGCACGAGAUAUGAUAAGAUCAAUGCCUGUAAAAGCCGAUGCUGUUAUAUGGAAAACGUUGUUAUCUGCUUGUAAGAUCCAUAAAAAUGUCGAUAUGGCUAAGAGUAUUGCUGAAGAGAUCCUAAAGCUCGAUCCAAUGGAUUCAUCUUCCUAUGUUCUGCUCGCAAACAUUCAGUCAGCCGCAAAGAGGUGGGAUGAAGUCUCGAUUGUGAGAAAAGCGAUGAGGGAUCGUGGGGUAAAGAAAGAACCCGGUCUUAGCUGGUUCGUGUUCAAGAACAAGGUUCAUCAGUUCACCAUGGGAACUAAGUCGCAUCCUAGGUCAUCGGAGAUAUACUUGUACCUAAAAGAACUGAUCGUAGACAUUAAGAAACUUGGGUAUGUUCCACAUACUGAAUCGGUUUUGCAAGACAUGGAUGAAAACGAAAAGGACACAAUGGCUCAGCACAGCGAGAAGUUGGCUAUUGCAUUUGCGUUAAUGAUCACACCUUCGGGUUUUCCUAUCAGAGUGAUGAAGAAUCUGCGUGUUUGUACUGAUUGCCAUACUGCUAUCAAGUACAUAUCGAAGAUUAAGGACAGGGAGAUUAUUGUGCGCGAUACUAGUAGGUUCCAUCAUUUUAAGAAUGGUGAAUGUUCUUGUCGCGAUUACUGGUAAGAUGUAAUCGGUGGCAACAAGUAUUGAUCGUUUAUGCGAAUCUGUUCGCGUUUUACUCAUAAAUUACUCUAGAACAGUAGACAUUCUUGAUGAGGGCAGCUUAUGGAUAGCUGCAAAAGAUGAAAAUUCUUUAUAACUUAGCAUAGAUAUGCUGUUCUUAGAAGGCCAUAUCGAAAUUUAUCUUAUUGUCAGCAUGGAGUGUAUUCCAUCAACUUUGAUGUUUUCCACCAUUUUCACAUGCACGUCGAUGGGUUUUCUUUGUACAUAUCCAAAUCAUCUUAACUUACUUCACAAGUUUUUUAUGGUGCAACUCAUAGUCUUUCUCUCGAAG